This is a messenger RNA of Drosophila busckii, 1916 nucleotides long. RefSeq names its product transcription factor Adf-1 (gene Adf1). The record is from RefSeq and is a predicted model, not a curated record. Gene Ontology annotation, biological process: regulation of transcription by RNA polymerase II. Gene Ontology annotation, cellular component: nucleus; transcription regulator complex. Gene Ontology annotation, molecular function: DNA binding. The transcript is spliced from 3 exons. Bases 316 to 1071 code for a protein of 251 amino acids. Lineage: Eukaryota; Metazoa; Arthropoda; Insecta; Diptera; Drosophilidae.
CGACAGCGGACUGACUGAGGAAUAAAAUUGAACGUCGACGUCGCGCUGCUUGUUCCUCGCAGAAGUGCAAAUCAAAAUAAAAACAAAUACAAGAAAACGACAAAGGGUGCGUGCGCGCCAAUUAUUAAAGAACAAUUAACAAACGAAAGAAACAAAGUGAGUUUUAGUCCAAAGUGUAUGAAAUUCAGUGGCUAAACCAAACAAUUAAUACACAUACAUACAUCUAUACAAAGGCAUAUACAUUGAGUAUAUUUCUUUCUAAUACGGCCUGUGUUUGUGUUUCUCUCAGUGCACACACUUAGUGCAGCCAUUGAAAUGGAUAAACUGGAUGCGAAUCUUGAGCAGCAGUUUGAUCUUAAUCUGAUUGAGGCUGUCAAAAUGAAUCCCGUUAUAUACGAUCGCUCACAUUACAAUUACAAGCACUUUGUGCGUAAGGCGCAAACCUGGAAGCAAAUCGCCGAGACACUUGGCGUUAGCGAACAAAAAUGCACAAAACGUUGGAAAAGCUUGCGUGAUAAAUUUGCACGCGAAAUGAAAUUAUGCCAGGAAUCGCGCUGGCGCUAUUUUAAGCAAAUGCAAUUUCUAGUUGACUCUAUCAGGCAAUACCGUGAAUCAUUGCUUGGAAAAUGCGCCAACGGCAGUCAGGGUCAGGUGUCUGAUCCCUCGCAACAACAGCAGGCACAGCAACAAACUGUUGUGGAUAUAUUCGCUCAGCCUUUUAAUGGAAGCGCCACAACCUCGGCUCAGGCACUAACACAUCCGCAUGAAAUUACUGUGACUGGAGAUGCGCAACUGGCCACCGCCGUAGGCAAGGAUCAGAAGCCAUAUUUCUAUGAGCCUCCAUUGAAACGAGAGCGCAGCGAGGAGGAGCAUAACGAUAAUAUGCUAAACACCAUCAAGAUAUUUCAAAACAAUGUCUCACAGGCCGUCAGUGCUGAGGAUCAAUCGUUUGGCAUGGUUGUCACCGAUAUGCUCAACACGCUGGGCGUGCGACAAAAGGCCGAAGCCAAGGUGCACAUUAUUAAGUAUCUGACGGAUAUGCAGCUGCUGGCCCAGCAUAACAAAUACUAACUGUCGAGCUAUGGGGGCUCAAUAGUUACGCUAGGCAGCUACAUACAACAAACAGGCAGAUCCAAGGAACGAAAAAAUCCUGAUUGCUGACGUCUUCUAGCACUUAAGUCUUAAAAGUCAAACUAAAGUUUAAAAUUAGUUAUAAAAAGAAACAAAGAAAGAAUGAGAAAACCGAAAGAAAACACUUCCUCACUUCUACAUAAACAUUUAUUAUGAAAUACCGAAUUACGAUUUAGCUAAGCACAAGACAUGUAUAAUUACUUACAUAUAUACCACAUAUGUUGAUAAAUGUGUAUGUAUAUGCUUUAAUUCAUCGUAGUGGAUCCAAUUUCAAUUUUCUUAUCCAGUUUGCGUAUGUACAAAAUUUUAAUGCAUCUGGCUCUAGAAAAUGUCUGUACGUAGUUUGUGUAUAACAAUUUGAAAAGUGUUUGCAUAUAAUUUCUAAUAUUGUAUAUUUUUUGACUACGAUUUAGUUUAAAAAUGCCAUCGGGUUUAGUUUUCUAAUUAAUUAAGUCAAAUUAUCACAAACGUUAUAUUUAUUAUUUUUUAAGUUCUGUUGUAAUAGUAUGCUGGGAGAUCAACAGCUGGAAAUUUAAUUUGAAAGGCUUUAAAUAAGUUCGAACCCUUUUCAACAAUAUACAUACAUAUAUUCAUAGAAAAAGGCAUAUUACUGAAUUACAUGCAUACAUUUUUGCAAAAUUAUAUUUUUCUGAAGCAUAAUAAUACUAGUUUUUAAUUUAUAGCAACUCUCACAGUAGGCGCCUAUAAUCGUGUACAUUUUUCUGCAUUAAUAUAUAAACGAGAGUUUUUCUCUAUUUACAUUUAAUUGAAUGUUUUGAUGAUGA